This is a messenger RNA of Solea solea (common sole), 4700 nucleotides long. It is a transcript of the gene ntn2, whose product is annotated as netrin 2. The record is from RefSeq and is a predicted model, not a curated record. The transcript has 7 exons. Gene Ontology annotation, molecular function: protein binding. Bases 428 to 2359 code for a protein of 643 amino acids. Lineage: Eukaryota; Metazoa; Chordata; Actinopteri; Pleuronectiformes; Soleidae.
AUGGAUGUAGUGGAGUACUUUCAUUUGCUUGGAGCUCCGUGUGUGAAUGGGCGCAGUGCUUCACUUCCACGCAGUCUUCUUCGACUAUCAUGUGUUUUCUCUUGUAUUUAAAUAUUCCAACGAGGCGAACGUGACACAGCGGACGCGCGGGUUCGAAUGGGAGCGUGCUUUUUUGUUGUUGUAUUUAUUUAACGGAGGACAACCUCGACUAAUUGGAGGAUCUCCCUCAGGGGACGCGCUCCUGAAAUUGACACACAUUGGCAAUCACUUGCACUGCGGAAGCACUCCGGGUCUGAAGUGAAGUACAACUAAAGACAGUCCCCUUCCACUGACUCACAGUCAAACACACCUAUGAGAGAGAGUCACACAAAGAACACCUUCUUUUCACCCUGGACUUUUGGGUACUCGCACAAACGAGGACUCCUCCAUGCACAGAUAUAGACAGACACUCACAAAGAUGAUGAAGGAAUCCUGGAGGUGCUUGCUGGGCCUGUGCCUCCUGCUCUGCUCAUUUUCUACCCAAAGUGCCUCCAAUCCCUUCGCAGGGCAGCAGACACCUACAGACCCUUGCUACGAUGACACGGGCGCAGCUCGCCGCUGUAUCCCCGAGUUUAUCAAUGCUGCCUUUGGUAAAGAGGUGACGGUGUCCAGUGUUUGUGGGCAACCUCCAUCUCGUUCCUGCAGCGUGGUGGAGCGCGGCGACGAUCGGCCUUCUGUUCGCACGUGUCAAAUCUGUGAUGCAGCUGACCCUCGGCGUGCCCACCCGGUUUCCUACCUCACUGACCUCAACUCAGCCCACAACCUCACCUGUUGGCAGUCCGAAAAUCUGAACACCUCUCCGUACAAUGUGACUUUGACACUCUCCUUGGGUAAAAAGUUUGAGAUCACUUAUGUCAGCCUGCAGUUCUGUUCACCAAGACCCGAGUCCCUGGCCAUAUACAAGAGCAUGGACUAUGGCAAAACCUGGAUGCCGUACCAGUUUUACUCGUCACAGUGCCGGCGCAUGUACAACCGCCCCAACAAAGCAACAAUUACUAAACAGAAUGAGCAGGAGGCUCUGUGCACAGAUGGCCACACUGACCUCUACCCACUGUCUGGAGGGCUGAUCGCUUUCAGCACUCUGGAUGGACGGCCUUCUGGUAAAGACUACGACAACAGCCCGGUCCUUCAAGACUGGGUGACGGUCACCGAUAUUCGUGUCGUGUUCAACCGGCCUCAGCCACCGCGGGACGUAGGGGCCGGGAGCAACAGCGGAGGAAGAGACGACGACCCCAUGGCAGUUCCAUCGACGCUGCCGUCGUAUUUCUAUGCAGUGGGAGACUUCCAGGUUGGUGGGAGGUGUAAAUGCAAUGGACAUGCGUCCCGCUGUUUAAAAGAGAAGGAAGGAAGACUGGUGUGUGACUGCAAACACAACACAGAAGGACCUGAAUGUGACCGCUGCAAACCCUUUCACUACGACCGACCGUGGCAGAGGGCCAAUGCCCGCGAGGCCAAUGAGUGUUUGCCGUGCAACUGUAACCUUCAUGCCCGUCGCUGUCGGUUCAACAUGGAACUGUACAAGCUGUCGGGGAGGAAGAGCGGAGGUGUUUGUAUGAACUGCCGCCACAACACUGCAGGACGCCACUGCCACUACUGCAAGGAGGGCUUUUACAGGGACAUGGCCAGACCCAUCACUCACCGACGAGCCUGCAAGGCCUGUGACUGUCACCCUGUGGGCGCCGCUGGCAAGACAUGCAAUCAGACCACAGGCCAGUGCCCCUGCAAGGACGGUGUCACUGGCAUCACCUGCAACCGCUGUGCCAAGGGCUACCAGCAGAGCCGAUCACCCGUGGCCCCCUGCAUCAAAAUCCCAGUGGUCAACCCCACACAGGUGGUGAGCAGCACAGAAGAGCCAGCAGAUUGUGAAUCCUAUUGUAAACCAGUGAAGGGCAACCUGAAGAUCAACAUGAAGAAAUAUUGCAAAAAGGAUUAUGCGGUCCAGGUGAAUGUGCUUGACAUGGAGACAGUGGGAGACUGGGCCAAGUUCUCGGUGAGCGUGGCAUCUGUGUACAAGAGCCGCGGCGAGCCUUUGAAACGAGGCGACAACAUCCUGUGGGUGCACAUGAAGGACCUCGCCUGCAAAUGUCCCAAGAUCCAGAUGAGCAAGCGAUUCUUGGUGAUGGGUGGCAGCGACGGUGGAACAGCCAAGGCGACGGGUCCAGGUGUUGGUCCUGGGAGUGGGACCACCACUCCAGGGACAGAGCAUGUGGGCCUGGUGGCUGAUAAGAACAGCCUGGUCAUCCAAUGGAGGGAUGUGUGGACAAGACGUCUGAGGAAGUUUCAGCGCAAAGAGAAGAAGGGGAAGUGCAGCAAAGCAUGAUGGGAAAGCAGCGUCCAUCCCUACCUCUCCCCCAUCAACCACCUCCAUGAACCCUGAUCCACUAAUCCCACCACCUUCUCUAAAUCCCUUCUCCUCCCUGAUCAGUGGAACACUGCAACUUACAAAGACUGUUUGUGCCCUGUCCUUUUUAAGGACCUUAUUUUGUGUAUAGUGUAUAAUUAUUUUACUUUUUAUUUUGAAAGUUUUGUUUAUGCCACUUUUAUGUCUUUGUGUCCGUUGGUUUGCCUUGAAAAGGGACCAUUAAAAAGGGUAUGAAGUGGACACAGAAUCAGAUGCCAUGAUGACAGCAGCAGUCACCUCCUACAGUGACUUCCAGCCUAAUCCUCCAACAUUCACGUGUACAAUCACCACCGCUUUGAGUUCUCAUCCUUCACUGAGUGUUGUAUUCAUUGUCCCAUCAGAGCCUCAGCUGCUGAAACAAACUUGGACGAGUACGACAUGCUGCACGUCUGACAAUGAAUUAAACAAUGGGCCGACGUGCUCCAGGUCUCUGCUGUAUCUUCUACUGACUCUAACAACAAAAGACUCUCGUCCUAUGAGGAACCAUGGCGAUACUCGGUCUCCUCACCACUGCUGCUGCCACUCGACAGCCUCAUACAGCCUCAUACAUCAAGUAUUUGAUGCCAUCAUACAUAAUAAUCCUUUCUUUUAUCGCUCUAUAUACAGUAUACAGUUAGGUACGUACAUAUUUGGAUAAAGACACACAUUCUGUCACUUUUGCCUCUGUACAAAACCACAAUGGAUUUAGAAUGAAACAAUCAAGAUGUGAUUCAAGUACUUCGUCUAUAUUUAGUGGCUCAAAAAUUCAAACUCAAAUCAUGAUAAAUAAAAGACUUGUUUUAAUACUUGAUAUUCAAUACUUGAACAAAUGCUGAGUUUCCUCCCUGGAUAUGAUUUGCCAGGCUUUUACUGCAGCCUCCAGUUGUUGCCUGUUUGCAGGUCUUUGUGCCUUCACUUUAGUCUUCAGUCCCUGAAAAGGCUGCUUUAUUGAGUUGAGAUCAGGUGACUGACUUGGCCACUGAAGAACAUUCCAUCUCAUUACCUUCAAAAGCUCUCCUGUGGCUUUUGCAGUACGUUUUGCGUCGUUAUCCGUCUGUAAUUUGAAAUGCCGCCCUAUCAGUUUGACAGGAUUAUAAUCUCGUACACUUCAGACGUCAUCCUGCAUCCUUCUGUCAGCAGUCACAAGUGAGCCUGGUCCACUGGCAGCCAUACAUGCCCAUGCUGAUGACGUGGUAUGGUCUGGAUGAUGAGCUGUUCCUUUCCUUCUCCGCUCUUUUCUUUUAUCGUUCUGGUACAAGUUCAUCUUUGUUUCAUCUGACCACAGAAUCGCUUUCCAGAACUCUGCAGGCUUUUUUUCCUUUUCUUUUUCUUUUAGAUAUUUCCGAGCAAGUUCUAACGUAGCCUUACUGUUGUUGUGUGUUAUCAGUGGAAGGCCACAUUAUGGUCUUCUUCAAUCACACGACAACUCUUUGGAUCUCAUAUUAAAGCCACCAAACGCAUAUUGAAUACUUGACCUGACAAGGCACACCUGGCCAUGAAACUGCUUUUUAGUCCAGUCAAUUAUUUCCGAGCCCUUAAUAAAUGGACAAUAACGUGUAAAAAAAUAUACAUCUUUAUGUUCAAUCCCUCAAAUUAAAGUUGAGAGUCCACACUUGAAUCACAUCUUGACUGUUUCAUGUGUCUUUGUCUGUGCAGGUAUGUACCUACUUUGUUAUUUCAUCAACACAGAUAAACCUGGAUCUUUCAUUUUCCUCAGAACACAAACAGGAAGCUUGUGUGAGCCACAUUCCAGGCUCGUCUACAGUCAUGCAUCACCAUCGGGAUUCAUUGCUUGUCACUUUUUCUGGAAGAAAGAUGAAGUGGUGUGGACAAAUGGCUGGGCUUUCACAACAGUAUUUCCAGGGAGACUGUUUUGCUUCAUGGGAAAUGUCUUUGGCUGUGCAGUGUCCUUCCAGAUGUUGUCGUGUGACCACUGUCUUUUUUUAUAAACUGUCUUGAGCAAUUUUAAUGUGUCUCGUGACUGGCAGACUGUUGUUUGCCAAAGUGAGAGAUUGAAAACGAUUUACCUUUAAUGCAGUAAAAUGAAAACAAAGUAACAUAAACAACAUGGACAUGUUUUUAGUAUAUUUUGACAAAAUGAAUGAGUCUGGGACAUUUUCCGUGCUUACUGAUUGUAUAUUGACAAAAAAAGGAUCAUAUUUCAUUCCUCGUGUGCUUUGCUAUGUUUGCGUGCUUGUGGUUUUUGCUGGUCUAUCAAAACAUUGCAGUUAGUAGAGAAAGGACGAAACCCAACAUGAGCAUGAAAACCCAAAGAAAAGCA